UCACUAGAUGAAAGUUUGUUGACAACCGUAGAGGAAUUAGUACAGCCUUAGUGCGCAGUAGCAUUACUUGAAGUAUAUUAGUACAGCAUUAGUACAUUACCAGAGUUGGAGCCUCUUCUGUCUACACUUUGAUCUGUUCUCGAAUGGACAUUGGAAAUAGGUGAAGAUAAUUCUCUGGUGUUAGUAGUCGUUCCCUUGUGAAGUUUAGAGAACUUCUUGACUUUAGAAUGGACGUCGCAGAAAUGCGAGCGCACCGCCGAGUAUGGUCGUGGAUACAGCGUUGGAAAGACAGCGAGUGCGCUAGCGGCGGCGAAGAUGCGAGCGACGACAACGAAGACGAGGGGUCGUUAGAGGACGAGAGUCUCGCCUCGUCCUCGUCUGGCGCCGCUAAGAAGCACGUCAACAAGGGCCGGUGGACUAAGCAAGAAGACGAGAAACUGAAGUGUGUAGUUGAGGCUGAAGGCGAGAACUGGGAAGCCAUCUCUUCACACUUCCCUGACCGCACGGAGCUGCAGUGCCAGCAGCGAUGGCAGAAAGUCGUCAACCCAGAGCUCGUCAAGGGGCCCUGGACCAAAGAGGAGGACGAGAUGGUGGUGGCACUGGUGGAGAAGUACGGCGCCAAACGGUGGACGCUGAUCGCCAAGCAGCUCAAGGGCCGCAUUGGUAAGCAGUGCAGGGAGCGCUGGCAUAACCACCUCAACCCCAACAUCAUCAAGACUGCCUGGACCGCUGAGGAGGAUGCCGUUAUAUACCAGGCACACAAGCAGUGGGGCAACCAGUGGGCUAAAAUUGCCAAGCUCAUCCCGGGAAGAACGGACAACGCCAUCAAGAAUCACUGGAACUCGACGAUGCGCCGCAAAUACGAAGCUGAGAUGCUGGCCGGCACGCGGCCUCAGGCGGCCAAGCGCACGGCGGGGAUGGUGCGUGUUGGAGGACCUGUUACUGCAGGAGCCGUUGCUCAGCCGCUCUCUAGUGGUGAGAGUAUCCUGGGUCUGCCACACAUGAGUCCCCUCUUGCCGUCCCCAAGCUCCGCUCCACAAGCAGACUACGGCAGCAUGGCGCUGCAUUCUUCCCCUUAUUGUGGGGAAAUAAUCCCUGCUUCUGGUCCCGCUUUCAACCACAUCAGAGAAUAUUCGCAAGAAAUGUCCGGCAGUCCGCACUAUCCCUCGUAUGUGAACUCCACUCUACCGCCCUCAUCUACGCCGUCGCCUCUGGUGCCAUGCAGCAGCUCAUCUCCGUACAGCCAGGACGGAUUUGCUGCGCAGGCAUACAUGGAACAGAAUAGUGGAUACAACAAUAGAUUCUUAUCUCAUCCUGACGAGCGGCAGCAGCACAUCACUCAACAAACUUACUCGGGCAAUGGAGUCACCAUUGCUGCUCCUGCUGAGCAUGAAAGUCAGACUUCUGCACAGCCGCUUCCUGCAUUUGAUAGCAGACAGUCUCUUGAUCCUGUUAUCACUCCUCCACACAGCGGCACUUCCCCACCAUUGCCUUGCAGUUCUCAGUUUUCCCCUGCGACAAUCCCCCAACUAACACCUGGGGAAGACACCCAAGUUACUUCUCAUUCACACAUGCCUUACACUGUCGGUGACAUCAUAAGGUCCACGCAGUGUGUGACCGGUGUGACGAGUACACUCAGUUUUAUGGACAACGCGAGCAAUUCUCACGUUGACGUGUGCCCACCCAACAGAUAUCUUGAUGAUACACAGGAUUUUGUUGGCCACGAUGGAAAUAUUGGAGCUAAAAUUGAUUCUCAAACACGUAAUUCUGAAAUACCUACGUCUGAAGGUGAUAUGAAGAAUCUUAUACGCCAACGUAUGUUUCAACAUGAACACCAGCAGCAAGUUUUACGGCGAGAGCAGCAGUUGCAUCUGCAACAGCAGUACACUGAUCUUGUAAAGGCGCAAAUGCAGCAGGAGAGGGAGCCCUAUUCUUCAGCCCACGCUUUAACAGGAAGUCAGCCCCAAAAUCACUUUGAAGCGCGAUCGCUGUUAAGAAAUGAACUGGGUAUCAGUCCUUCGCUAUCUGCCAGUAAUGAAGGAAAAACUAUUGAUUCUUCUAAUGCCACGACCAAUGUAAAACUAGAGAACACAGAAGAUUUUCACGACGUUCCGGACGGUUCUAGUAAUUAUAACAGCCAACCCUCUAACGGUGAAAAUGAUAAUAAUCAAGUUUCUGGUCACAUCCAACCUGAUGGGAAACUGGAACUGAACAAAGAUUUCAACUCACCCGAACAUAUAAUUUACAAGGUUGAAGACAUCCCGGACUGUAAAGUGUCAUGCAACCACAUUGAAAAUCAGCAGUGUGCAGAGGAAAUGCCUAACCAAAAGGUCAUAGUGAGCCACAGAGAAACGCAGCAGUAUUCGACUGCAGGAGCUGAAAAUCUGGCUUUUGUGCCCUCGUUGGAGAUGCCUGCUCACAGUAAAAUGCUUGCUCCUGAUAAUCAGCGCAAACAAAGUAACCACGGGUCUUCAGCCAGCGUCUCGCCUAUACUAGAUAGUGCAUUCUUGCUCACCCCUGAAAAGCACGCUCUGGAUAUAGACUUCCUAUCAUCAUUCAGGGACUUGAACGAGCUGAGGAAUUUCUCUCCCUUGCGAAGUAACAACCUGGAUUUCCUCGGCUCUGGCGCCUUCGAGCUUCUCACUUUUUCGCCUGUUAAAAUAAAAACUGAAGUGUGUGAAUCUCCAUCUAUUUCGACGUGCUCUUCCCUGCCAAAGCCAAACAUAAGGUCCUUGGCUUCUACUAGCUCUAUCUCGGGUGAAAGCAGAUAUAAAAUCGCGGACGAAAAUGCUAUGCUUCGUUGCUCGGAUUCUGUUACUGCUGCGUCCACUAAAAGCUCAAUCAGCAUUGCUCCGACUUUAUCCUUGAAUCAGUCUUUGAAUAAAAGCCUCCUGAACUCUUCUUACACUUCCCUCAAUUCAUCGAGACUUUCUACUCCGCCCAUCUUGAGGCGUAACCGCCGAAAACAACCUACACCAACCAAGCGCAUUCUCCAAUCAAUCUCAAUCAUGGAUUCUUCUAAUUCUCAGGAGGAUUCAUUACUGACAACCCCCAUCAAAAUGACGCCUAUGAGGCCGACACUGACCAACAGUCCACUGCAUAUCCUGAGUUCUCCUCACCUGAACUUCGAACAAAUAAUCUCAACUCCCCAUUUUUCUCCCGUGGUCUUCCCUCCCGUGUCUCAAAGUACACCAGUGCAGUUGCCUCAUCCACAUCCGUCUAUCCCUCCACACCUACUAACGGGACUCCAUUUCACGGGGGGCUUCUCCCACAGAACACCCAAGUCUCGACGAGCUUUAAUUCAACCAGCGCCCAAGACUCCAACUCCUCUUAAAAACGCACUCAAGGAAAUCGAGAAGAAAAGUGGCCCCCUGAAACCACUCCCCCAGACCCCGACUCGUUUUGAAGAUCUCGCUGAGAUCAUAAGACAAGACACUGAAUACUCGCUGAAGCAUGAGACUCCCGUCACUCACUCGGAACAUCAGUCAAGCCUAAUAGACAGCGGGAUAGGAUCCUUGAAGCGUUCCAUCGCCACUGCCGGCAUCACUCACGGAAAGGAGAAUUCGCCUCACAAGAAAGCCAGAAAAGCUUUGGCGCUUUCGUGGAGUAAUCUUCACAGCGGCAAUCCGCCUCUUGCUGCUACUAAUUUCAACACAAAUUCCCAUGUCGGCUCAGCUGAUCAACUAAAUGAUGGAUCCACAUCAGCUACUCAUCACCACCCUCCAUCCACUUCCUCCCACUCCCAUUUCACGCAGAGUAAUUUUUUGACAAGCCUCAUGGGAGCUUCCAAUUCUGCCAGAGGCUCCAUGUUUAUCAAAGACUCGCAAGCUACGCACGGACUUGCAAAAAGUUUGACCCCCAGUCUCAACACCAGUGGCUACUCCUUCAGAAUGGGUUCUCUGUCGCCCGAAACACCCUCUAAAUCCCUCCUGGGCGACUCCUCUUUGGUGUUUUCCCCGCCUCUGCUGCGAGACACGCUCUACCAGGAGGAAAUGGUAGCAGCUGCUGUGCAGCCACAGACUGUUCUACUUGAUCGCACCAAGCUUGACAAGCCUGCAACAUCAGCAACCAAGGACAGGCUUGCUUGUGUCAAGAAAAUUUAUUUUGGUGAGACGCCUCCUGAACCUCGACGUGCGCUCAAAGCUCCACAGUUGGACGUUCGAUGGGAGAUGGUGGCAUGUGGUCGAACUGAGAACCAACGGCGCCUGACUGAGCAGGCGCGUCAAAUCGUCGGCCAAGGAACCGCCAGCUCAGCUACGCCUCAGCAUAAAGAGCAAACUUCAUCACUGGCGACGCAGAGACCACAUUGUCCUGAAGAGACGAUACUACAGUCCACGUCUCAUUAUAGUGCAUUGCAGACGCGAUACUGACUUCGAAAACUGAAUUGUAUUUUUUAUAAAGAGAAUACCUUACUUAAGGUCUUGCUAGAUUCACAGAAUCUACUAGCAAGUUGAACCGGCGUGGCUUCUGUUGUAGAACGCUGGUUGUUGAGGAAAAAUGUUGAACGGUAUGCUGAAUGCCUAACGUUACAAAUGCACAACACACGGAGAAAAUAAAAGAUGAGGAGAUACCAACCUUACAAGGUGGCUUCAUGCAAACCGUCAUUGCUAGAAUACAUUCAAAAACGCAAGUUGAAAUUUUCUCGUUUAAGUGCUUUAGAAAUUAUCUUUUAUCAGAGGAAUAUUUUUCGCAUGGAUUCGUUUUUUUUUUCUUGAAGUGGAGUUGUUGUGUCUGUAUGUUACCAAAAAUAGAUUAUUUGCAUCUGUGAAGAAUUGAGCAUAAUUGAUACAUUUAGACGUUUUAUGUGACUGACGAACUGCAAAGCAACGAAUAUCUCAAGUCUGAAAAGAUUUCGAAAAGGAGCAUUCAGUGUUCCAAAACCAAUGUCUGAGCUUGCUUCCGAGAAGGCAUUUUUUUAAACAGAAUCGUUUAUAACUAGCGUUUCUAAUUCGUCAAUUCGUUGGAAAUUAUGAAACCUUUACAUUCUCUCUUCCUGACUCACUGGAAUGCAGCGCGGUCCAACGGGAAAAUUUAGCGGUCCAGAUCUAUUGUACUCUUCCGCUCGUGAUUUCUAUGUUAAAACAUUUCAAGAGGAAAGUUUUUAUUAUUUUCUUCUGACCAGUCACAUUCUGACUCCAGUGAACAUAUUUGAUCCCGGUACCAUAUCUUGAAACAGUGCAGACAUGUUCAUGAUCGGUGCAUUUUUCUACAAUAAAUUGUUUCAAUUGCUUAAAGUUGCUCGCAGCUUCUCGAAGAGAUGCUGUCAUUCUCAUGAAAGAAAUAAUUAUAAGUAAUUACUUUCAUUGCUAUUCUAAUAAUUUAGUGUGCUGUUUUAACGCCCGCUUCAGCAGAUUUUUUAAGAAAAAUUUACGGUGCAAAUUACAUUUCUUACCAUUUCGUCCCUCAUCUUCGUGGCAUUUGUUUCCAUCUGCUGAAGCGGUCAGUGAAUUAUUAAUCAUAAUCCCUGAUUUAUUUUAGUGAAAACUCGUAAUGUAACAAUCCCUCAGUCCGAUAUUUUAAUUGCUUACUUCACACUUCCUUUAGAAUAACGGCAAGGUAUGAUUUGAAGAAUCAGAUCUUUAUGUAUAAUCUUUGGUGGUCAAUUUUGUUAUUACUAUAGAUAAACAGUACGGUUAGUCGGUUACUGCUCCUAACGCUGAAUUCAUGUUUAAUUUCUAUAAUUGAUUCUUAAAAUGGGAUAUGUACAUAAUACGAACAUGAGGCAGUGAUUAGACAGCGAGGAUAAAAUUUUAGUUUGAAUUCAAUUCGAACGCCAUUGUAAACAUUUAUAAAUACGUAUUUAUAUACAUUUACAUAUAUUGCAACGACUUUUAAGGAACGUUGCAGUGCAUUUGUUGGCAUAAUUUAGGUCAGGUACUAAAAACUUUUGUGCGCUAUGUUGAUAGUUAUUGCACUAGUUAGGUUUAGCCGUUAAGCGUCAUCUUCAUUUAUUCUAGCCUUAAGACCUAUUGAACCAAAGGAAAUCGUUAGAUAAAUUACGAUCAUUGAUUAUAUCCGUAUAGUAAUGUGAACGGAUUUUGA
Molecule: messenger RNA, 6042 nt
Organism: Hyalella azteca
Lineage: Eukaryota; Metazoa; Arthropoda; Malacostraca; Amphipoda; Hyalellidae
Exons: 18
Coding region: 228-4370 (1380 amino acids)
Biological process (GO): regulation of DNA-templated transcription
Cellular component (GO): nucleus
Molecular function (GO): RNA polymerase II cis-regulatory region sequence-specific DNA binding; DNA-binding transcription factor activity, RNA polymerase II-specific
Source: RefSeq, a predicted model, not a curated record